GUAAAUGCGCCUUGUUUUUUAUUCAUUAAAGAGAGAGGAGAGAGAGAGAGAGAGAGAGAGAGAGAGAGGGAGGCUUCUCCAAUGGCGCAACUGUAGCUGAGACUUAACCUCCUCAUUUCCCUUAUUUUUUAAAUUUUUUGUUCAGUCAGAGGCAGCUUCAUCGUCUUCCAGCUUGCGAGCUAGGGCUUUAUUUACUGUGAAACGGCAGGACAAGAGGAUGAUGAGCUGGAGAAGGGUUUUUAAGUCCGUGCAAGCCCUGGCUGCUCAUAGUCUUCUCUUCUUUUUCACACUCUUGCUCGUCUUCAAGCUUGACCACGUUGUCUCCUACUCUUGGUGGUUGAUUUUCUUUCCGCUCUGGUUGUUCCAUGGAGUUGUUGCUCGAGGAAGAUUUUCACUACCUGCUCCAUCAGUUCCAUAUAAUCGUCAUUGGGCACCUUGUCAUGCAGUUGUAGCGACGCCAUUGCUCAUUGCAUUUGAACUGCUGCUUUGUAUUUAUCUUGAGAGUGUUUAUGUUCAUGGUGUUGCAGCUGUAAACUUGAAGAUUGUCUUCAUUCCAUUGUUGGCAUUUGAAAUAAUUAUUCUAAUUGACAAUGUCAGAAUGUGUAGAGCUCUAAUGCCUGGGGAAGCAGAAGGUAUGAGUGAUGAAUCAAUAUGGGAGACGUUACCUCACUUCUGGGUUGCAAUAUCUAUGGUCUUUUUUGUAGCUGCUACAGUUUUCACCCUUUUGAAGCUUUGUGGUGAUGUAGGUGCUUUAGGCUGGUGGGACUUGUUCAUAAAUUUUGGUAUUGCAGAAUGCUUUGCAUUUCUUGUUUGUACAAAAUGGUCAAAUCCAGCGAUUCAUCGAAAUUCCCAGACAACAGAAGUUAGUUCAUCAUCUGCGACUGUUCGGUAUCUUGACUGGAACAGUGGCAUAGUGGUUUCUACCGAGGAGAACCAAAUUCAGGAUAGAAUGUGUGGCCUGCAAGACAUUGGUGGCCACAUCCUGAAAAUUCCAUUAAUUGGUUUUCAAGUGCUACUCUGUAUGCAUUUAGAGGGAACACCUACUGCUGCUAGAAAUAUCCCUCUUCCAGUUCUUUUCUCUCCUCUUUUCCUUAUUCAAGGUGCUGGUAUGCUAUUUGCUGCUUCCAAGUUGGUGGAGAAGUUGGUUCUUUUACUUAGAAACGAAGCUGGCACAGGAGUAUAUUUUAGAUUUUCUUCAAGGGCUCAUGACUGCUUGGGGUUCUUGCACCAUGGUUCUAGGCUACUUGGCUGGUGGUCAAUUGACGAGGGAAGUAGAGAGGAACAAGCCCGACUUUACCACGAGGGCGCUUCUGGCUACAACACUUUCUGUGGUUAUCCUCCUGAGAUAGUGAAGAAAAUGCCUAAAAAGGAUCUCGCUGAGGAGGUCUGGAGGCUUCAAGCUGCGCUUGGUGAACAGACAGAAAUUACCAAAUAUAGCCAGCAGGAGUUUGAAAGACUUCAAAAUGAAAAGGUAUUAUGUAGGGUUUGCUUUGAGAGAGAUAUCAGCGUGGUUCUACUUCCCUGUAGACAUCGUAUCCUUUGCAGUGUCUGCUGUGAUAAGUGUAAAAAGUGUCCAAUUUGUCGCAUCUCCGUCGAGGAGCGGUUGCCUGUGUAUGAUGUUUAGGCUCUAACUUGUCCAGCCAUGCAUAGGGAAGGCAAAUGGUUUUUAACUGGGAAGUUCUCUUUUUCAUGGUUCGCCAGAACUUCUACGACAAUGUUUGUUUGCUCAAAUUAACACGACAAAGCAUCAGGAUAUACAGAGGAAGCUAUUGUUCUUAUGUAUCAUCACCUCUUUUUAUGUUCGAGAAAGAAAUUGUAAAUAGUUCUGAGUUUGAUUGGUGUAUUGUUCUGGUCCUAAAUUGUUGUUAUUCUGCAGAGAUCCACUAGAAAGAUAAGAGCUGUAUAUACUGACUGUAUAGAAAUGACUUCUGAAGUGCAUAAUUUCAGAGCUUCUUCCUUAUGGUGGGUGCAACUAUACAUUAGUUUAACUCGGUAUCCAAUGAAGAUUCUCCUUUCUCUC
Molecule: messenger RNA, 2020 nt
Organism: Manihot esculenta (cassava)
Lineage: Eukaryota; Viridiplantae; Streptophyta; Magnoliopsida; Malpighiales; Euphorbiaceae
Exons: 15
Coding region: 218-1624 (468 amino acids)
Source: RefSeq, a predicted model, not a curated record